Messenger RNA from Seminavis robusta, 983 nucleotides. The record is from the annotation of a GenBank genome assembly. NCBI's taxonomy places the organism in Eukaryota, Bacillariophyta, Bacillariophyceae, Naviculales, Naviculaceae.
CUAAUGGUUUCUGAGGCGAUCCAAGGAUCGGCAUUUGUGGGACUUCAAGUUGAGAAUCCAAAAGGCAACACGUCCUUGUGAAACUUGUUGCCUCCUCCUUGCUUCUUCGUUCUGCGUGUAGUGUUGGCUUCUGUUCACUAUUUCGUCUCGACAAGUCAACCCCCCUCAAGACACCAUGAUGAAGAUCCCUGCCCUGCUCGUUGCCUUUUUGGCGUCCGCUUCUGCUUUCACCAGCUCCCAAUCUGGCACUGCUUCUACCACCGCUCUCCAUGAAUCUCAAGCCGACUUGGAAUCCCUUGCCGGUGAACUGAACCCCGCCAUCAAGUACUACGAUCCUAUGCGUCUGAGCUCAUGGAACUUGUGGGGUCAAGGCGAUGAAGCCACGAUUGGUUUCUUGCGUCAUGCUGAAAUCAAGCACGGCCGUGUCGCCAUGUUUGCCUUUGUGGGAUAUGUCGUUCAAUCCAACUUUCACUGGCCCUGGCCCAUGAAAUUGGACGGAACUCCCUUUCCUUCUACUGACUUGAGUCCUCCUGAACAAUGGGCUGCCUUGCCUGUCGAGUCCAAGCAUCAAAUUUUGACCUUUAUUGGAUUCUUGGAAAUCUACUCGGAAUUGGCCAGCAGUGUCACGGAUCCCGAAAUCGCGCAGACGCACUACAUGAAGGGUGGCAAACCCGGUGUCUUUCCCAAAUUUGGACAAGCCGGUGGAAUCCCACACCCCGUUCCAUUCAACUACUUUGAUCCGUUUGGUUUGUCCAAGAACAAGAGUGACGAAGCCAAGGCCAAAGGACUCAAGGCUGAACUCAACAAUGGACGAUUGGCGCAAUUGGGUAUCUUUGGAUUCUUGUGCGAACAAACCAUUCCAGGAUCCGUUCCAGGACUUACCGGUAUUGUCAAGCCAUACGGUGGUGAUUUGAUUGCCGGAGAUGCCUUCACUUUCUUCUAAACGAAAACUAUAAUAAUAUAGCUACUUUUUGUCAGGAAGG